Messenger RNA from Hibiscus syriacus, 994 nucleotides. RefSeq lists its product as uncharacterized. The transcript is spliced from 2 exons. NCBI's taxonomy places the organism in Eukaryota, Viridiplantae, Streptophyta, Magnoliopsida, Malvales, Malvaceae. The record is from RefSeq and is a predicted model, not a curated record. Bases 112 to 879 code for a protein of 255 amino acids.
UCACGUAUCUCUAUAUUUAUUGUUACAUUGCUCCAACGGAAAGCAAAAGAAAAAGAAAACUUGUUUUUCUCUGUGUCUCAAGAAAGAAGAAUUGGAAGAAGCUCUUUGGCUAUGGCUGCCGACGUUAGUUCUUCACACAUAGUUUUAAGUGGGUACAAGGAUGAUCUAACGGUGGGGAAUGGAUCUGUUGGAGGAAACCCGACGGCUUUGAUUACUAGAGACUUGCUUGGAGUCGGAGGUGGCGGCUCCGCCUUGACCGGUACCAAAAAUGAUGAAUCCCAAGAACUCGACCUCGACCUCCAUGUCCCUAACGGUUGGGAAAAGCGCCUUGACUUGAAGUCUGGUAAAGUGUACUUGCAAAGAUGCAAUUCAACAAAUUAUUCUUCUUCGUCAUUGUCCGAUGGGACUAAGCACCAAACGAAUCAAACUGUGGCAAAGCUUCAAGAUUUAAAUUUCCCGGCAUCGCCAUUACCUUCUUCUAGACCUUUGCUAAACCUAUUUGAUGAGAGCAGCCUGGAAUUGAAAUUAGUCUCUCCAGCAUCAUCAAGCAGUUACCACAGCGUGUGCACACUUGACAAAGUGAAAUUCGCCCUCGAAAGGUUUGAUAAAGAACCGGUAAAGAAACGAGCAUUACUACCGUCGUUGUGGAAAUCGCCCUUGUCGCCUUCGUAUUCUUCGUCAUCGUCUUCCAUCAAAGAUUCACGAGAAGAUGAAUCAGGGGAAGAGAAACUUGCAUCGCCGGUUGCGGCCGGCUGCCCCGGUUGCUUAUCCUAUGUGUUGAUAAUGAAACAUAACCCUAAAUGCCCUAGAUGCAAUACCCUUGUUCCUAUUAUGCCUGAUUCUAAGAAGCCUCGCAUUGAUCUCAAUAUAUCGAUUUGAUGCUCAACUAUAAUUUUGUAAAUGAUAGAUGAAAUAGAUCUUUGGCAAAAGUGGGGUAUAUGUAUAUUGGAUGGUGAAGACGACAAUUAAAUAAACAAUUCCGAUAUUUAUUUAA